Messenger RNA from Pistacia vera, 685 nucleotides. RefSeq names its product small nuclear ribonucleoprotein Sm D2-like. The record is from RefSeq and is a predicted model, not a curated record. Gene Ontology annotation, biological process: RNA splicing; spliceosomal snRNP assembly. Gene Ontology annotation, molecular function: RNA binding. Gene Ontology annotation, cellular component: U5 snRNP; U1 snRNP; precatalytic spliceosome. NCBI's taxonomy places the organism in Eukaryota, Viridiplantae, Streptophyta, Magnoliopsida, Sapindales, Anacardiaceae. Bases 66 to 377 code for a protein of 103 amino acids. The transcript is spliced from 5 exons.
CAGGUCUACAUCUAGGAUUUGUUUGAAGAUCAGAACUCUCUGCUUUUAUCAACACGGGCUGGCCAAUGGAAGAAGAUCAUGUCAAGAACGAGGAAGAGGAGUUUAACACUGGACCACUAUCUGUUUUAAUGAUGAGUGUUAAAAACAAUACCCAGGUGCUCAUUAAUUGUAGAAACAACAAAAAGCUUCUUGGUCGAGUGAGGGCAUUUGAUCGCCACUGCAACAUGGUUCUUGAAAAUGUCAGGGAAAUGUGGACUGAGGUACCAAAAACUGGAAAAGGCAAGAAGAAGGCCCUCCCGGUUAACAAGGACAGAUUCAUCAGUAAGAUGUUUCUCAGAGGAGAUUCUGUGAUUAUUGUUCUUAGGAAUCCUAAGUAGUAGAUUUUGAUUUGUGAUGAUCUGUACCAACCCUAUGAACACCAUCCCACCAAACAGUAGGUUCGUUCUAAAGGCAUUUCGUAUGUUAUAUACACUUUUGUGAUGCCAUUCCUUCAUACCAAGAUCGGUGGGAGUAUUUAAAUGUUCCCAAUUUAGAGCAACUUCACCUAGAACUUGUAUGUGUUGUAAAUUUAGUGGAUCAUAUUUGAUGAAGUAGAUAAGAGUUGAAUUGUAGGUCUUAUCACCUCUUCAUUUUAAACAUUGAAUGAUAUUUUGGCUUCUAGAGUAUGAAUUGAGUUGUUUGCAUC